Aureobasidium musti is the source of this 189-nucleotide messenger RNA. NCBI's taxonomy places the organism in Eukaryota, Fungi, Ascomycota, Dothideomycetes, Dothideales, Saccotheciaceae. The record is from the annotation of a GenBank genome assembly.
AUGAGCUCAAAACAUCUGGAUCCUUUCUCUGCGGUUGGCGCCGGUACAAAGCACAAGCAAAUCCAGGAUGCAAAGGACAUGUACCAGGUGGUCGUUGACCGCGCCGCCAGAACAAACACUGCCGUUCCAGACUAUGAAUUCCUUGAACUCAUCGGAAAAGGAUCCUUUGGCAGAGUGUAUAAGUGGUGA